This is a messenger RNA of Striga hermonthica, 1014 nucleotides long. NCBI's taxonomy places the organism in Eukaryota, Viridiplantae, Streptophyta, Magnoliopsida, Lamiales, Orobanchaceae. The record is from the annotation of a GenBank genome assembly.
AUGACGAUAAUGCGUAGUGGAGAAAAGGCUGAGAUUCAUGACUAUGGAGAGAGCGGCGCAUGGAUAAGGGGUCCUUUAUUGGGGAAAGGUGGCUGCGGCCGCGUUUACAAGGCUUUUCCGAGAUUCCCAUAUUCUAAAACAAAAGACGGCCGCCCUUUCCCCGCUGAGCUAGCCGUGAAAUCCGCCGGGUUUUCCCUUUCGCGCACCCUUCGGGCAGAGAAGGAGAUACUGAGCAACUUCAUCGGCUGUCCUUACGUGAUCCAAUGCCUUGGCAACGAGACCACUGUCAGUGGUGAUGAAGGCGGGUCGACUUAUUACAAUCUCUUGCUCGAGUACGCAUCCGGCGGGACCAUACUCGACAGGAUUCGUACAUCGCGCGGCAUAAAAUUGCCCGAAAUCGAGGUGAAGACGCACACGAGGUUCAUUCUCAGAGGUCUUGAACGCAUUCAUGCGCUCGGGUAUGUGCACUGUGAUCUGAAGCCGGAAAAUAUUCUGCUCGUGUCUGGUUCCGGUGGAAAAGUUGGGGAUCAGUUUAGGGCGAAAAUUGGAGACUUUGGUCUGGCCAAGAAGAAGGGUUCUAUUCCCUACGCGAGGGGUACGACGUUGUAUCUAUCGCCCGAGGCUGUGACACGUAACACGCAAGAGGCACCGAGUGAUAUUUGGGCUGUGGGGUGCAUCGUGCUUGUGAUGCUGACUGGGAAGGCACCGUGGAAUGGGAAGGAAAAGGAAGUUCUUGCAAGGAUAAGGGCAGAACGGAUGCCAUACAUUCCUAGAGAGAUAUCGUUUCAUGCGAGGGACUUUUUGGAGUGUUGUUUUGAGCUUGAUCCAGUUUGUAGAGGGACUGCCGAGUCGCUUUUGCGCCAUCCGUUUCUAUAUGGUUUGGGCGAAGAAGAUUAUGGGAUGGAAGAGUUUGGUGAGAAGAUCGUGUCCACUAGUGACGAUUUCCAGCUGCCGACUCGUGUUUUUUGGCCUGGUCUACCGCACGAGGUUGUGUUGGGUCAUCGGUUACAAUAA